AUGACACAGCCAUCACCCAAAGUCCUCGAAGCCUUCUCCAUCUCAGGUGAACCAGUCCCAAUCGAUGGCGGCAGGGGCUUGUGCUUCCAGGCGGGGAAUGUCGUCUUAAAGCCCUCAGAUGACGACCAAGAAGCGGGAUGGGUCGCAGAGUUGUGCGAAUCCAUUAUGGCAAAAGCCCCAUCAGGGUACCGCAUAUCACGACCGAUACGGUCACCACGUGGUUUCGUCUUUGAAGGCUGGACGGCUUGGGCAUUGGUGCCAGGCAGAUCAGCCCCAGCAUCCAACUUCGAGGCGAUUUUGAAGGCCUGUCGCGCUUUUCACACAGAUAUUGCUACCAUCUGUACCGAAAGGCCUCCCUUUCUGGUCGAGAGACGAAAUCGAUGGACCGAAGCAGACCUGGUGACCUGGGGUGAGAAGUCGAUUUGUGAUGUGGCAGAUGUCAACGCCGACAUACUUUCGCUUGUCAACCCAGUUCUUCAGCAGCUCUCACAACUUCGAAAAGAGCUCCCGUCAGAUAUCAGGAGUCAACUGAUCCACGGAGACCUCACUGGAAACGUGCUCUUCGACGAUAACAACCCAGCGGCCCCUCCGGGCAUCAUCGACAUCACUCCCUACUGGCGACCCGCCUUGUUUGCAGAGGCCAUAAUUGUCGCGGACGGGCUUGCGUGGCAUGGUCAGGGUGAAGAUUUGAUCGAGAUGUAUGGUGCGGAAGAGGUGCAUUUACAAUUACUCGUCAGGGCGCUGUACUGGCGAUGUUUGACAUUUGCGAUUGAUUCGGAUGAGGCUUGGGUUAGGGACAACUGGCCACAUACAGAUUAUGGCCGAGCGGUAGAGAUUGUGCAAAAGAUUAUGGGCAAGUAA
Molecule: messenger RNA, 861 nt
Organism: Fusarium keratoplasticum
Lineage: Eukaryota; Fungi; Ascomycota; Sordariomycetes; Hypocreales; Nectriaceae
Exons: 1
Coding region: 1-861 (286 amino acids)
Source: RefSeq, a predicted model, not a curated record